Molecule: messenger RNA, 1842 nt
Organism: Zea mays
Lineage: Eukaryota; Viridiplantae; Streptophyta; Magnoliopsida; Poales; Poaceae
Product: 9-beta-pimara-7,15-diene oxidase
Exons: 2
Coding region: 138-1688 (516 amino acids)
Molecular function (GO): oxidoreductase activity, acting on paired donors, with incorporation or reduction of molecular oxygen; monooxygenase activity; iron ion binding
Source: RefSeq, a predicted model, not a curated record
UAAUUGAAGGAAGUAUGCACAGAUGCUAACGAUAAAAGUCCACAUCGUCGUCUCAAUCUCAUAUCCUGGUGAUGAUUAUUAUCUAUCUAUCCACCAUCGAUCACGCAAGCAAGCCAAGUGCUCACUGUUGAUCAAUAAUGCUAAGCGCGACGGCCCUCCUCUUCUUGCUCCUCCUCGUCUCUGUGAUUGUUCUUCUUGUAUCAUCAUAUCAUGGCAACAAUAAUACUGGAACGAAAUCAAAGAAGAAGCGCCCUCCUGGCCCAUGUCGACUCCCGUUCAUCGGAAGCAUCCACCACCUGCUCACCUCGCAGCCGCAGGCCACUCUCCGCGACCUGGCCCAGAAGCAUGGCCCUGUGAUGUACCUCCGGCUGGGCCAAGUGGACACCGUGGUGGUCUCGUCGCCGGCGGUCGCGCAGGUGGUGCUCCGUGACAAGGACAUCAACUUCGCGUCGCGGCCGUACCUGCUCGCCACGGAGAUCAUCGGCUACGACGGCCAUGACUUCGCCUUCGCUCCCUACGGGGCCUACUGGAGGGCGCUGCGCAAGCUGUGCACGCUGGAGCUCCUCAGCGCGCGCAAGGUGAGGCAGCUCGCGCCCAUCAGGGACAGCGAGACCAUGUCCCUCGUCACGGAGAUCCGCCGCCGUUCCUGUGGCGCCCGCGGCGAGCCUGCAGCAGUCAACCUCGGCAGCCUGCUGGUCUCCUGUGCUAACAAUAUCACUGGGCUGGCGACCUUCGGAGACCGCUUCAGCAGCGAGCACAAGGCGAAAUUCCUGUCAACGAUGGCGGUCGUGCUGAGCAGCGGUUCCGGUUUCUGCGUCUCCGACCUCUUCCCGUCCAUGCGGUUCCUGGACGUCGCCACUGGGAUGCGACGCCGCCUGCAGGUGGCGCAUGAGCAGCUCGACCAGGUGCUGGACCAGAUCAUCGAGGCGUGCGAGGCGAGGCAGAACAUCAAGAAUGCUGAGGCGGAAGACGACGAUAUUCUGAGCACCAUGCUUAGAAUCAAAGAUGAGGAGGAGUUCGACUUCCCGUUCAACAUCACACACAUCAAGGCAGUCAUCAUUGAUUUAUUCAUAGGAGGCACCGAGACGACUUCGUCUGUAGCUGAGUGGGUCAUGUCCGAGCUCAUGAGAAACCCCGAAGCCAUGGCCAAGGCCCAAGCAGAGGUUCGGCGAGCACUCGACAGCAAGAACCCAGGCGACCACGAGUCGCUCCUGGGCUCCCUGAGCUACACCGGCAUGGUGAUCAAGGAGACGAUGAGGCUGCACCCGUCGCUCCCGCUCCUGCUUCCCCGCCUCUGCCGCGAGGACUGCGACGUCGGCGGGUUCGAGGUGCCCAAAGGAACCAGAGUGAUCGUCAACUCGUGGGCGAUGGCCAGAAGCCCAGAGCUUUGGGACGAAGCCGAGGAGUUCAGGCCCGAGAGGUUCGUGGCAAGCACGGCUGAUUACAAGGGGACGCAGUUUGAGUACUUGCCGUUCGGCAGCGGGAGGAGGAUGUGUCCUGGCAUGGGCUUCGGACUGGUCACGUUAGAGCUCAUCGUGGUGCGCCUCCUCUACUACUUCGACUGGAGCCUUCCAGCUGGGAUCCGCGCCGAGGAGCUGGACAUGGACACCACGGUUGGAGCGACAGCAAGGAGAACAAGACAGCUGCACCUUGUGGCGAUGCCUUACGAGCAAGCCAUGGAAAUUUGAAGAUUGGAGUCCGAACUGCGUUUCGUUCUUGGCAUUGUGCCCCUGUCAAAUAAGAUUAAAACAGUCUUACUUAUGAUAAAAGCUUCCGACCUUAGUAACGAUGUUGGUUGGAUUCAACUUCUCACUUGAAAAUGAUGAACAGUUGCUCUGUUAA